Molecule: messenger RNA, 2331 nt
Organism: Arvicola amphibius (Eurasian water vole)
Lineage: Eukaryota; Metazoa; Chordata; Mammalia; Rodentia; Cricetidae
Product: protocadherin alpha-7-like
Biological process (GO): homophilic cell-cell adhesion
Cellular component (GO): plasma membrane
Molecular function (GO): calcium ion binding
Source: RefSeq, a predicted model, not a curated record
AUGGUCUGGCAGCCUGGGAGGCAGGGAGUGGCCAGCUCCAACUCCGUCCCGGAGGAGGCCAAACACGGAACCUUCGUGGGUCGCAUCGCUCAGGACCUGGGGCUGGAGCUGGCGGAGCUGGUGCCCCGCCUGUUCAGGGUGGCGUCCAAGGACCGCGGGGACCUUCUGGAGGUAAAUCUGCAGAAUGGCAUUUUGUUUGUGAAUUCUCGGAUCGACCGGGAGGCGCUGUGCGGGAGGAGCGCGGAGUGUAGCAUCCACCUGGAGGUGAUCGUGGACCGGCCGCUGCAGGUUUUCCACGUGGAGGUGGAGGUGAGGGACAUUAACGACAACCCUCCCCUGUUCCCAACCACACAAAAGACUCUAUUUAUUCUGGAAUCCAGACUGCUUGACUCGCGAUUUCCACUAGAGGGCGCGUCAGAUGCAGAUGUCGGUUCCAAUGCUCUGCUGACUUACAGACUGAGCGCCAAUGAACAUUUCUCUCUGGACGUACCACCAAACCACGAACAAGUAAAACCUCUUGGGCUUGUUUUGCGGAAACCAUUAGACAGAGAAGAAACUGCAGAGAUGCGCUUAUUGCUCACGGCCACCGACGGAGGCAAACCCGAGCUGACCGGCACCGUUCAGUUACUCAUCACAGUGCUGGACGUCAAUGACAAUGCUCCGGUUUUUGACAGAUCUCUCUAUACUGUGAAAUUACCCGAGAAUGUUCCAAACGGGACCUUGGUAAUCAAAGUCAAUGCCUCAGACUUAGACGAAGGCGUGAAUGGGGACGUUAUGUACUCAUUUUCUAAUGAUAUUUCCCCAGAUAUAAAAUCCAAGUUUCACAUGGAUGCUGUGAGCGGAGAAAUUACAGUUAUAGGAGUUAUUGAUUUCGAAGAAAGUAAAGCUUACAAGAUUCCAUUAGAGGCACGUGAUAAAGGCUUCCCACCACUGCCUGGACACUGCACAGUUCUUGUGGAAGUUGUAGAUGCUAACGACAACGCUCCACAGCUGACUGUCAGUUCCUUGUCGCUCCCUAUAUCUGAAGACAGCCAACCUGGAAGAGUUGUCACCUUAAUUAGUGUUUCUGACCGUGAUUCUGGUGCCAACGGGCAGGUGACCUGUUCUCUGACCCCUCAUGUCCCCUUCAAGCUGGUGUCCACCUUCAAGAAUUACUAUUCGCUCGUGCUGGACAGCGCCCUGGACAGAGAGACCACACCUGACUAUAAGGUGGUGGUGACAGCCAGGGACGGGGGCUCGCCCUCGCUGUGGGCCACAGCCAGCGUGUCCGUGGAGGUGGCUGACGUAAACGACAACGCGCCCGCGUUCGCGCAGCCAGAAUACACGGUGUUUGUGAAGGAGAACAACCCGCCUGGCGCGCACAUUUUCACGGUGUCAGCGGUGGACGCGGAUGCGCAGGAGAACGCGCUGGUGUCCUACUCGCUGGUGGAGAGGCGGGUGGGCGAGCGCUCGCUGUCGAGCUUCGUGUCUGUGCACGCGGAGAGCGGCAAGGUGUUCGCGCUGCAGCCCCUGGACCAUGAGGAGCUGGAGCUGCUGCAGUUCCAGGUGAGCGCGCGGGAUGCUGGUGUGCCUUCCCUGGGCAGCAAUGUGACUCUGCAGGUGUUUGUGCUGGACGAGAACGACAACGCGCCCGCGCUUCUGGGGCCUUUGACAAAUGGGGCUGUUAGCACAGUGAACGAGGUGGUUACUCGCGCUUUAGUGCCUGGUCAAGUUGUGGCGAAAGUUAGGGCGAUAGAUGCGGACUCUGGCUACAAUGCGUGGCUAUCCUAUGAGCUUCAGCCAGCUGCGGGUGGAAUUCGUAGUCCUUUCCGCGUUGGUCUGUAUACGGGCGAAAUCAGCGCCACUCGCGCUCUGGAGGAGACAGAUGCAUUGCGACAGUGCUUUAUAGUGUUGGUGAAGGACCACGGAGAACCUUCGCUGACCGCCACAGCCACGGUGUUGCUUUCUCUGGUAGACAGCGGCCAAACACAGAAGGUAUCAGCUAAGGUGUCUGUUGGAGCCUCCAGCCUGAAUCAGGGGCUAGUGGAUGUCAACGUGUACCUGAUCAUUGCCAUCUGUGCCGUGUCCAGCCUGUUGGUGCUCACGCUGUUGCUGUACACCGCGCUGCGCUGCUCGGCGACGCCCACAGAUGGAGCCUGUGCUCCGGGAAAGCCCGUGCUGGUGUGCUCCAGCACGGUGGGAACCUGGUCAUACUCACAGCAGAGGCGGCAGAGGGUGUGCUCUGGAGAGGGUCCGCCCAAGACCGACCUCAUGGCCUUCAGCCCCAGCCUACCUCAGGGCCCCAGCUCUACAGACAACGUGAGUCUUAAAUAUUUAUUCCCUCAGGCUUGA